GCCGAGGCGCUGGGCCGAGAGUUGUCGGCUGGGAAAUGGCGGCUGCUGGUGUAGUCGCUGUGGCCACCGCCGCCGAGUACUCUGGCCCCGUAGCAUCGGGAGGUAACUUCUCCGGCAAUAACAGCGGCCCAAGCUCUGGGGCGUGUCCUGGUCCCGGCCCCGGCUCAUGGAGCCGUUCCCUCGAUCGAGCCCUGGAAGAGGCGGCAGUAACCGGAGUAUUGAGCUUGAGCGGCCGGAAACUGAGGGAGUUUCCCCGUGGAGCGGCCAACCACGACCUGACGGACACCACCCGAGCUGACCUGUCACGAAAUCGCCUUUCAGAAAUUCCUAUAGAAGCAUGUCAUUUUGUUUCUCUUGAGAAUCUCAAUUUGUACCAAAAUUGUAUUAGGUAUAUCCCAGAGGCAAUUCUAAACUUACAAGCUCUAACGUUCUUAAAUAUCAGUCGGAACCAGCUAUCAACAUUGCCAGUACAUUUGUGCAAUUUACCACUGAAAGUCUUAAUUGCUAGUAAUAACAAAUUAGUCUCACUUCCUGAAGAAAUUGGACAUCUCAGACAUUUGACAGAACUUGAUGUGAGCUGCAAUGAGAUUCAAACAAUACCAUCCCAAAUUGGUAAUCUGGAGGCCUUGAGAGAUCUUAAUGUAAGAAGAAAUCACUUAGUACGUUUGCCUGAAGAGCUGGCAGAGCUGCCUUUGAUACGGUUAGACUUCUCCUGCAAUAAAAUUACAACAAUUCCAGUUUGUUACCGGAACCUCAGGCAUCUACAGAUGAUCACCCUAGAUAACAAUCCACUACAGUCUCCUCCUGCACAGAUAUGUAUAAAAGGCAAAAUCCACAUAUUUAAAUACUUGAACAUACAAGCUUGUAAGAUUGCUCCAGACCUGCCUGAUUAUGAUAGGAGACCCUUGGGUUUUGGCUCUUGCCAUGAAGAACUGUACUCAGGUCGCCCUUAUGGAGCCCUUGAUUCAGGUUUCAAUAGUGUGGACAGUGGUGAUAAGCGAUGGUCAGGAAAUGAACCUACAGAUGAAUUUUCAGAUCUGCCUCUUCGAGUAGCAGAGAUUACUAAAGAACAGAGACUACGAAGAGAGAGCCAAUACCAAGAGAAUCGCAGCAGUUUAGUGGUAACAAAUGGUGGAGUGGAACAUGAUCUGGAUCAGAUUGACUACAUCGACAGCUGUGCUGCAGAGGAGGAAGAGGAGGAGGUGAGGCAGCCCAAGGGCCUGGACUCAGACAGUCUCAGUUCACAGUUUAUGGCAUAUAUUGAACAACGACGAAUCUCUCAUGAGGGUACGCCAGUUAAGACAGUACCCAUUAGGGAGUUUCAAAAACCAGAAGAUAUAAGAAGGUUUACACAUCAAAGCAGGGUUCCAGUUGAGGCAUCUUCUCUCUUGUCAUUAUCACCAAGUCACAAUCAGCUGUCACAUACAGACUUUGAACUUCGUCGGAAAAAAGAACAAUCAGUUGAGCGUGCUCGGAGAGAGGCACAGCGUGCUGCCCUACAGUAUGAGGAGGAGAAAAUGAGGACCAAGCAGAUUCAGAGAGAUGCUGUCCUGGACUUUGUCAAGCAAAAAGCAUCACAAAGUCCACAGAAACAGCCCCCCUUAGAUGGUGAGUGCCCUUUCCCAUCCAGAAGGUCUCAGCACACUGAUGAUAGUGCCUUGUUAGUGUUGCUGUCAGGGUUGAAUCAAGUGGGUUGUGCUACCACCCUGCCUCAUUCUUCUGCCUUCAUGCCUUUUAAGAUUGAGGACAGAUCUAAUGCCUCAUCAAGUUCAUCUGCAGCAGAAACAGUUCAUCAUUCCCCUGCAUAUUCCUUUCCUGUUGCUGCUAUCCAGAGAAACCAGCCCCAACGCCCUGAAAGCUUCCUUUUCCGAGCAGCUGUCAGGGCAGAAGCAAAUAAAGGUCAUUUUUCACCCUUUCUGUCAUCUUCUGCACCUACUGCUGAUUCUACAGAUUCUAUAACAAGACAGAAUUCAAGACAGCGAGAAGAAGAGCUGGAAUUAAUAGAUCAGCUACGGAAGCAUAUUGAGUACCGGUUAAAGGUAUCUCUACCUUGUGAUCUUGGAGCGGCUCUGACUGAUGGUGUUGUCCUUUGCCAUUUGGCCAAUCACGUGCGGCCUCGAUCAGUCCCAAGCAUUCACGUUCCCUCACCAGCUGUACCUAAAUUAACAAUGGCAAAAUGCAGGCGAAAUGUGGAAAAUUUCCUAGAAGCUUGCAGAAAAAUUGGUGUACCUCAGGACAAUCUUUGUUCCCCCUCCGACAUCCUUCAGCUAAACCUCAGCGUUAAAAGAACUGUUGAAACACUACUUUCUCUUGGGGCACAUUCAGAAGAAUCCAGUUUUGUGUCUCUGUCUAUCCAACUUCUGGGUUUUGUGGCAUUUUAUUGUACAUUAAUGUUAACUCUCUGCAUGUUUUAUUACUGGAUUUUCCCCUUUAGCUGAAAGAUUGCAUUCCAGUGGCUUUUCUACUUCAUUCCUGUGCUUGGAGCAAUUAUGUUUGCCUCUCCACAUUUUAGAAGAGAAAGGUUUGAGCCAGGUUGCAGUGACGGUCCAGGCUCUCCUGGAACUUGCCCCGCCCAAGCAACAGCAGCACCAAUUAUCUGCUAUUUAAGGACUCCCCGGAACUUGGGCUUUGGCUUGGCCAAAACAAGGAUCAGGACAACGUGAUUGCUGCUGCCAGCCACCUGCUUAAACAAAGCGCUUAUGUGUUCUUAGAAGGGACUGUUCCCAUCAUUCCUGACAGGAAUGUUUUGCUUCAUUUCUCCAUUUUAGGGGAGGUUGUAUCAGUUUCCAUUGAAGUUUUGGUUUUUGGUUUUUUUUUAAUCAAAGACACUUGGUUUUCUCAAAUGAAACUU
This is a messenger RNA of Orycteropus afer afer, 2851 nucleotides long. Lineage: Eukaryota; Metazoa; Chordata; Mammalia; Tubulidentata; Orycteropodidae. The record is from RefSeq and is a predicted model, not a curated record.